CAAAAUAGUAAAGUGACAGUCGCACACUUUUCCACACACAGAAAAUCACAUGAAAUUUUAAGGGAAUCUCUAUUUAUAUUUACACGAUAGAUAUUCAAUGUGAUAUAUCAUCCAAUGAACGCGUUACUUCAUGUAAAUUUCGGUGUUAUUUCGUACAAUUGAUAUUUUGGUGUUGUGUGGCCGUGAUUCCGUGUAUACAACUAUAUUGUGAAAUCCUUUGCCCUCCUUUUGCUCUGCUCUCGAUUUUCCUCUUCUCGUGGUGAGGAGAAAUUCGGUAUUAAGGCCUUCUUGCCCAUAUUUGAGCCCUAAAUUUAAAGCAAUAAGUCGCUGGCUGGGGGUGCAAUCAUGAGCCAAGUGAGCGAAAUUCACAAUAAAACCACGGAGAAGAUGAAACAGGAGCAGAUUUUUAUCCACCUUAUUGUUGGUUUUCGUGAGAUCUGUAUAGUUACUGCUGCCCUUCCACUAAUUACCCUCGUGAUGUGCUUCAUAACAGCCUAUAUCUUCCAGGCGGAUGAAAUUCACGAAACCCAUUGUCGUGUCUACAAUGUGAUUCCAUCGAUAAGUGCCAUCACUGGGGUAAGUCCUCAGCGGUACUUUUGGCGUGCCUGUAUUGCCUUUCACAUAGGCCCUCGUGUGGCCAUAGCUGCCGUCUACCGUAACUACUACAGCAGUAUGGUGGCCAGAAUUCGCGAUCCGAAGAUGCAGAAGCGUACGCGGAUUCUUGUAACCACCGUCUUUGUUCUAAAUCUCAUCGAAAUCGGGGCCCUGUGUGGCGUAACGUACGUGUCCAAUCGCGAAAACUAUCCCAUCCACGAGAAAGUGUUCAUCACCUUCAUGAUAUGCUCUCUGUGCCAUAUGCUGGCCACCAUUCGCCUCAACGAAUCCACCGCAAAAGUCACACCCGCCGCUCGAGAAUCCGCCGCUUUUUCACUACACUGCAAGAAGAUCCUGUUCUUCCUGAGUAUCGCCAGCACAGCCGGUCUUGUGCUUUUCUUCCUGAAGCAUCGCUUCCUGUGUCAUGACAUGGCAUUCAGCUGGUUUGCUCUCUGUGAGUACAUUAUUGCUUCUGCCAAUAUGGGAUUUCACUGUACCACCAUGCUCGAUUUCCCCACCGAGCACUUCAUCGUGGCGAAAGGAGCUGAGAGGCUCAAAAAUCAUCAAGAGUACAAAUUUGAAUAAUGAUUUUCCACAGAUACCCCCAAGAAAAUCCCGCAAAAACAGGCUACCCACAUAGGUAGCCGAGCCAACAGAAUUUUUUUGGCAUCUCAAAGUAUUUAGUCAUUUUACUAAUUUGUAGAAAGGUCUAAACUGAAGAAAAAGUAUUUAAAAAAAAAGAUUUUUAGAGGAAAAUAAGCAAAUACUAUUAUAGAAUUUAAUAAAUUCCACUGAAGAGUCUUUGCCAAUGGCUCUUGAACUUAAUAAUUUUGGAAUGAAGAAAAAAUUAUUAAGCAGUGGAUACCUUACAAUUUUCAAAUACAAAACUAACUUAUAGUUGUUUGUAGACGAAAUAACAUAGUUAUGAAGAAGUGAGGGAAUCUUUUAGCUCAAAUAGGGCUUCUUCCGAACAUUUAGACUCCAUAGACAGGACGCGCAAAGUGAUUUUAUUGCAUUUUUGUCUUGAACCAAAGAAAACAAAUUCAUUUAUUAUUUAGUAUAUUAAAUUUAUUGCUAUUUUGUCUCCCAAUCUAACAGUAUUCUUAAUACAGUGAUCAGAAGUUUUUUGGUUGAGCAGUGUUAUUUUAUUAAUUGUUGCAGGUUAUUUAACUUAAAUAUUUAUUCAAAUGAGAAGGUUAUAAGAGCUUUUGCAAUAUUUUAACUUUUGAUUUACUGAAGCAUAGUUUAGUAAUAAAUAGAUUUAACAAAAGUUUUACAGAAUAAACUUUAAACCUAAUGUACAAGCUGUAAUCAAAACUACAAAUUUUAUUAAGGGGUGAAUCAAGGGGCAGAUAAUAUGGUCGGAAACGGUGUACAGAUAUUGAAGAUUUUUCAUAUAAGUUGUGGAAGUGCUGAAGAAGUAGUACAUGGAACUAAUUGCACGUAUUACUUCCAUACUUCUCUAGGACUAAAUAUGGCGGGAAGUAUAGGAAGUGCGUAGGAAGUGGUAGUAGGAGUUCUAUAUAAAAUCAUAUUUUUCUAUGUUUUUUUCUGUACCGUUUUAGACGCUUUUAGUGCGAUUUUCUUUUAAUAAUACUCGUUUAAAUAUGCUGAAACUUUUUGUGUACUUCUUCUUGUCUUUCUCCUUAAUUUAACAUUUAACGAACUCUUAGUGCUGCAAACUUCACUUCCCGAUCCCGACCCAACCAUACCCUAAACUAAAACUUAAAGUCUAAACUCGUACUUGAACUCAAAUGAUCAAACACUUUUUAAAACAUCAAAACCUCAAAUCUGAAAAUUUAAAACAUUUAAUUUUUAACUAUUUAAUCCAAAUUAUUUAUGCUAGCAUACUGGAUAUAUGAAGCUCAUAGGCAAAAGCUCAUAUGGCUAAAGCAUAGGAUAUGUUCAAUUUUGUCUCUGAGGUCCACAUAUUGUUUUUUUCUGUUAUAGUGGUGAUUAUGAGAAGUUAUGGAAUUAGGGUGAAAUUAAAUUGCCGUACAACUGAUUAGAUGAGCUUGGCAAUCUUGCUCUUUCUUUUUGACUGGCCUAUCCCCAAUGAAAUGUAAAACAUAUUGUAAAACCGAAACAUAUAACCAGAUUAAGAACAUUUCCAAUGUUUAGUCCUGGAGGUUGGAAUCUACGCUAAGACGGCGGUGGACGCAUGGGGAGUGGGAAAGGUCAAGAAUGAGAUAAAAUAAAUUUAAUUUAAUAAUUCAAUUCAAAUUUAAGAAAAAGGCGUUAAAGUCUCAAACUAUUUCUUUUACUCAUAACUAAUUCGUAAACUCAUAUAACCUAAAUGGGUCCCGGUCAAAAUCCCGAAAGCCAAAAUCCCGAACGCCAAAAUCCCGAAAGGGCCAAAAUCCCGAAAGCCAAAAUCCCGAAUUCUUAAAAGUGUUAUAGCUACUCCCACGAUUGUACCCGCGCUUGCUGGAGGCAAAGGGGAAUCUUCUGUGUCUUGGGAAAUUAUUCUAAACAUUUUUCUCCAUAUAAUUUCAUUCCUAUCAGGAUUUUGAACAUUCGGGAUUUUGGCUUUCGGGAUUUUGGCCUUUUCGGGAUUUUGGCGUUCGGGAUUUUGGCUUUCGGAAUUUUGGCUUUCGGGAUUUUGGCUGCCACCGGAAAAAAAUUCUAUGUAUCCCCAGGAAUAAAGUCACUGUUGCAUAUUAUAAUGGCCUAUAUACUAGACAAAUAUAUGUCCAUAUUGAAGCAAAUUGCCUAAGUUUGUGCAGGAAAAACGGUUAAAUAUGAGCAUAAAUUUCUCUAGUGUGUAGGUCAUAAGAUGAAACGGCUAUGUCGACCUAUGAGUUCAACAGUAAUAACGUAAAAAGGAAGGAGAAGAAGAAGGAUAACAGAAAUUUGAACUUACUAAAAAUGAUGGAUAUUUUUUUAAUUUUCCGAAAUAAAACGUUUAAUUAUCUAGGACUCGCCUUUUUUAGGGUUUGAUAACACUGCAAUUACGACAAUCAUGUUUUUGUCUUAUUCAAUCUCCUAUUCACUUAGCACAAUUAGAAAUUUUUGUGCUCAGAAAAUAGAAGAACUACAAGAAAUGCCGGAAUUAUUGAAUGAUUAAGCACUCCCAAGGUAUUAGAAGUGAAAAUUGUCCAAAAAACUUAUAGAAGAAUUAUUAGCGGUGUAAAGAUUUUAAGCUUAAACCAUAUUAUCCCCCUUUUAAAUUGUAGUAUUAUUUAAUGAAAAGCCUAAAAUAUAUUAUGCCAUUUUGGUUGCCUAUCUGAUCACUCAAAAAAAAGAGAUUUUUUUGUAUAAAAAUUAAAACUAUAAAAAAUAAUAACAAAAGAGAUUCCGUUGUACUUUAAUCUAAAGUCAAUUGAUAUUAUGUGAAUGAAAAUUAAAAAGGAACUUUUGCAUGUAAUUUUGCCAUAAUAAACUGCACUAGUCAGACUAAGUGAUAGAUAAAUUAGAUAAAUUAUUUUUCUAAGUUUUAGUGUUGUUUAUCUCAAAUUUUAUUGAUAUAUUAUACCAAAGAAUUAAAAGUGACGAGAAUCUUCAUAUUAUUUUAUAUUUAAGAGAAUAUUUAGUGAAAAAAAAAAACAAUUAACAUAUCUCUUGAAAAACGAAGAAAUCUCUCUACGUACUUAACAUUAAUUACAUUGUAGUAUACAAAAAAAUGUAAAUUAUUGACACAGACAGUAAUUGAAUAAAUUAGCAAUUUCAAAUCAAUCA
Messenger RNA from Phlebotomus papatasi, 4272 nucleotides. RefSeq names its product post-GPI attachment to proteins factor 2-like. Lineage: Eukaryota; Metazoa; Arthropoda; Insecta; Diptera; Psychodidae. Bases 346 to 1179 code for a protein of 277 amino acids. The record is from RefSeq and is a predicted model, not a curated record. Gene Ontology annotation, cellular component: Golgi membrane; endoplasmic reticulum membrane. The transcript has 3 exons. Gene Ontology annotation, biological process: GPI anchor biosynthetic process.